Molecule: messenger RNA, 8289 nt
Organism: Etheostoma cragini (Arkansas darter)
Lineage: Eukaryota; Metazoa; Chordata; Actinopteri; Perciformes; Percidae
Product: golgin subfamily B member 1
Exons: 30
Coding region: 157-8109 (2650 amino acids)
Cellular component (GO): Golgi apparatus
Source: RefSeq, a predicted model, not a curated record
CUUCGUCCCAGUUGUCUGUUGACAAACGUGACCAAUGCAUAUCUCUGUCCCAUCGUCGCCGAGUGGACUAAAAUGUAAUUUUACGAGAUUGUGUCGACGUUGCGAGGCUCCACGUGGAUUCUUCAUGAAGCUGUGAAUCCGGUCUAAACUAAAACCAUGCUGAAAUGGCUGUCAGGUGAAGAGGGAGAGCCUGGCUCUGUAGGUCCAGGCUCUCCCCGUGGUGCUGCUGCUGGUGCUGCUGGUGAGUUCACUGUGGAAGAAAUGUCGGAGCGGCUCACCCAAACCGAGCUGCUUGUCUCUCAGCUGAAGGAGCUGAUCCGGGAGAAAGAUGCAGCACUUCGCUCCAAAGAUGACCAAAUUAAGGUGGAGAAGGAGACAUGUGAGGCCAAAUUAUCGAAGCUGCGUCUGCAGAACAAGGCGAAGGUGACAUCCCUCAACUCCCAGCUGGAGGAGCUGAAGAAACAACAUGGAGGUCAGGGCACGCCAACACACAGCAAAAAGGGGUCUGCAGAAGGAGGAGGAGAGCAUGCCAGUCGGGGCAAGAUAGUCUUGCUAAAGAAAAAGGUGGAGGAACUAGAACAGCAGCUGGCACGAAGACAGCAGAAACUGGACCACAAGAGGAAGGAGGUCGAGUUACAGUGGCAGCGGGGCGAGGAAAUGGACGCCAUGCUGACAGAGAAGGACACGAAGCUAGCGGAAAAAGAAGCCUAUAUUGUUCACCUGCAAACAGCACUGGGAGGAGAUCAGCCCAUCACACCUGCACCACAACAACAGGUGGCAGAGGUCAGUGGAGCAAUGCAGGAUCUGCAGCUGCUGGUGCAAAGCCUGACCAAGAAGGUGGGAGAUGGGGAAGAGCGCUACAGUUUGCUGCAGGAGCAGACAGACAGCCUCAAAGAGCUGCUGGUAACAGAGAAGGAGCAGUACGUUCAAAAGGAGACCAUGUACAAACAGAACAUCCAGACAUUCAAAGACAUCAUUAUUCAGAAAGAUAACCAGCUGCUGGAGAUGAACCAGAUGCACGAACAGGAGCUCUUCAAGCUAGCAGCGAAGUCUGACGCCAGUGCAGACUUAGAGCAGCUUUUGAAGGCUCUAAAACAGAAGCUUCAUGAGAAGGAGGAGGUGCUGCUGGGUAAAACGCAGGUCAUCGAUGUUCUCCAGGGAGAGGUGGAUGGCAGGGACCAACAGAUAAAGGAGCUUGCAGAGCGGCUGCGUCGACUGCACGUAGAACGAGAGAGCCUGGAGUCCAAGAUGGAGGCGGAGAAGCACGUGAUGCGAGCACAACUCCGCGACCUGAUGGAAAAGCAGCAGGCGGAGGUGCAGCGACUGGCCGAGCAGCAUCAGGCACAGAUGGCCCAGACGCAGCAGGAUCUCCUGGGGCAGCUGCAGGAGCUGAGGAAGUCCUCGGUGGAGGCAUCAUCUCCCAGUCAGGAGGCCACGGGAAGUGGAAGCAUGCCCUCAGAUCCAGCCUCCAUCCAAAGGAUCGCCGAGCUGGAAGCCCAAGCGAAGCAAAAAACGGACGAAGCGAGCAAAUCAGAGGCCAGGUUCCUGAAAAUGAAAGCCUGGUCUAAAGCUCGGAUCAGACAGUUGGAAGAAGAGUUGAAGAAAAGCCACGCUGGAGGUGCCCCCCCAGACCUGACUGCCCUGCGGAGUCGGAUCUCAGCACUGGAGGAGGAGAGAGAGGAAAUCCUCUGGAAAGUGGAACAAUAUGAAGAGCUCAGGACAAAGAAUGAAAUGCUGGGGGCUAAACUGGUGGUGUACGAGGAGCAACAGAGGACACUACAAGCAGACCUGGAGCAGUUCACCAAGAGGGCCGCCUCUCAGGCGAGUGAGUCGGGCAGUGCCGACGACACCCAGAGCCAGGUGCUGGAGUGGCAGGAGAUGGUAGCUGAGGCAGUCAGCGCCAGAGACCGGGCCAAGGAGGAGAAGACCGCCAUGGCCCUCCGCAUCAGCCACAUGGAGGAGGAACGAGAGGAACUGAUUGAGGAUGACUGGUUCUUUCCCGGCUGCUCCGAUCCAGCACUGGCCACUCGGCAGCAGGAGCUGGAGGAGGAGCUGAGUCAAGCUCGGGGGCUCGGCCAACACAAGGCCAAGAAGCUGGCGUCUCCCGCCCAACGCAGCCUGCAGGAGGACUUUGAGUUUGAUGGACAGACCCCGUUCCUGGACCCGAGGAGCAACUCUGAGAGCACAAACCCGAUGGAGGGGGAGAACAUGGGAGGUUGGUGGCCCGAGCACAGUUCUCCUGAUACAGAUGGUUUGCGGUCCGUUGUGGAGGAGCUGGAGCUGGAAAGGAACCAACUGCAGGAGCAGAUCCUGAGCCUGGAGGAGCGCUGUCGGGAUCUGGAGGAUCGACAGCAGCUGCAGACCCGCAUAGAGACGUUACAGAAUGAGUCCGAGAGACUACAGAGCCAGCUCGCCAGCGUCCGAAGUCAGCAGAGCAGAGACGCAGAGAAGCAUCAGCUACUGGUUAGCAGUCUCAACGAACAGCUCAAAGGACUGAGUAACACACAGGAGUGCCUGGAGAGCUCACUCAUCGAGAAGGAGAACACGUUGGCCAAGACGUCCGAGAAGCUCGAGCUCAUCAACGGCCUCCGAGAAUCUCUGAGUGCAAAGGAAACUCAGUACAAAGAGGUGUCUGACAAGCUCCUUCAGGCUGAGAACACUCUUGAGGAUGUUUCCAAGAAAUGCAGCAGCUCGGAGAAGCAGUGCUCUGAGCUGAAAACAGAAGUAGUCGACCUCACGCAGAAGCUGAGUUUGCUGAAGGAGAAGACACAAAAGCAGGAAAUCAACAUAGAAACUUUACAAACGGAGCUUGAUCAGACAAACGAGGAGCUGGACAAACUGAACUCCGCCCACUUGGAAGAACGAGCACAACUCAUUCACGACCUGCAAGGCUGCGAGCGGGAAAUCGAUAGACUCAAAGACGUCCUGCUGGAGAAGGACGAGGAGAUAUCGACCCUCUCCGGUAACAUGGCCGAGUAUGCAGAGCAGGUGACAGCUCUGAAGCAGGAGAUCCGACUCAAGGACGAGAACCUGGUCCGUGUGGAAGCCGCUCUGAGUAAGGCAGAGCUGGAGGCCAUGAUUAGCAGAGACACGCAGAAUACAGACCAGCAAGCCUUGGUCACAGAGCUGGUCCAGAAACUCAAGGAUACUGAGAUUUUGAUGGUCAAAACCAAAGAGGAAAGCGAGUCUAAGGUGGCCGAAGUGGAGCAUCUGAUAAAGCACGCAGAAGAGGACAAGAAAACUAUUCAGUGCCUUCGGGGGGAGACCCAGAAACAAAUUGUGAGCCAUCAAAAUCAUCUUUCGGAGUGUGAAACACACAUCGCUUCACUAAAGGAACAGCUGGCUUUAUCCACCCAAAAGCUGCAGGAUUCAGAAAGACUCAUUUUGCAGCUCAAGGACAAAAAUACCAGCAGUGAGCAACUACAGCAACAACUUAAUGAUAAAGAACAGACCUACGAAAAAGAACUCAAAUCUUUCAAGGAGGAACAGAACAAACUUUUGGCACAGGUGGAAAGAUACAAUAAUGAAAUGCAGACAUUGUCCAAACAAUUAGAGGAGCAAGUACAAAGUGAAGAGCACAUUAAAAACGAGGUACAGGAGAAACUGAAAACCAUAGCAUCACUGGAAAACCAACUGAAGACAACUGAUAAACAGGCCGAGGACGAGAGGCAGAAAUUCAACACGGAAUUACAAAACCGGGAUUUAGAAAAUGAGAAAUUGAGCAAUGAGCUUCAAAGCAAAUCUGAGAAUAUCUCCAAACUCAGGAAUCUCUUAAAAAGCACAAAGGCAGAGAAAAAUCAGCUGCAAGAAAAACUUAAAGGGGUGACGGAGGAUCUUGAGUUACAGAAGCAGAAUGUAAAUCAGUGUAGUGAAAAGAUUGCAUCAGCUCUUGCACUUAACCAGAGUCUUGAGAAUCAAGUAGAUUGUCUUACGAAAGAGAAAGAGAGACUUGAACUGGAAGUAGCUGAAAGUGUAAAAACUAUUUCUGAAGUUACACUGGAAAAGGAUUCCCUGCAAGCCAAAGUAUCCACACUGGAAAUGCAGCAUUCUGAAAAUAAUAGAGUAAUCGAAGGGCUACAAAAAGAUAAAGAGGAUUUGACUCUUCGAACUAGUGAGUUAAAUCGAGUUCUUGAGCAAAGCACGCACUCAAACUCAGAGAUUCUGGUGUCAAAAACAAAUGAAUGUAGUAAUCUCAGCCAGUCACUCAGGGAGAGGGAGGAGAGGGUGACACAGCUGCAGGAGCAAGUGCAAAGCUUGACUUCCAAGGUACACCAGCUCCAGCUCGACAUGGCUGAAAAAGAGCAGGCGGUCAGUGAUCAUCGAGCACAGGUAGAGGCCCAACAAAAGCAGCAAGCGCAGCUUCAGGAAACCCUGUCUUUGCUGCAAGAACAGGAGCACAGGCUGAGGUCCACGUUAAUGGAGAAGGAUACAAUAUUGAAAGAGAAGCAGGAAGGGUAUGACAGUUUGCAGAAUGACAUCACACACCAGAAAGAUAUUGUAUCCAAGCUACAAGCAGAAGCCGAAUCACUUCAUGGAGAACAAUCAGUACUUCGCCAGCAAAUUGAAGAGAGAGAAGAAAUGUUGAAAAAUGUGACACAGCAGUGUCAAAAACACAAAGACGAAGUCAAUGAAACCAACAACACUGUUAAAGCUCUGAGUGACCAGAUCCGUGUAAUGGAAGAAAAUGCCAGAAAGCUCAAGUCGGAAGCAGAGCUGAGGCAAACGGAGACGGCUAGCUUAAACAGCCGCAUCCAGGCAGUGGCUGAGGAAAAUCUCCAACUUCGCGCUGCCUGUGAAGCCAGAGACAAGGAGCUUGCUCGACAAACACAGUCUCUGUCCGAGCUUCACGGACAGGUUAAAGCGACCCUUGAGCAGAACUCUGUACUUAGUGUGAAGAUAGACAGCCUAACAGAAAACAAUCAGAGACUACAAGAGGAUUUAGCACAGAACAUCAAAUCAGUUUCUGAACUAACCGCAGAGAGGAACUCUCUUCUAGAACAAAACUCUAAGAUUCAAAUUCAAACCUCAGCGAAUCAGAAAAUAAUUGACGGCCUUCUGCAGGAAAAGGAAAAGCUUGCUGUUGCAGAAGAGGAAUUAAAAAAGAUCCUAAAGGAAAGUGAAGAGUCAAACUCUGCAGGUUUGCUCGAGAAAACAAGUGAAUGUGCUUAUCUGUCAAAAAUGUUGAGGGAGAGAGAAGAGCAAUUUCAACUUCUAGAAGAGCAACUUGAUGGCCUAAAAAAGCACAUCAGUCAACAAAGUUCACAGUUGGAAGCUCAGCAGGACCAGCUGCUGCAACAACAGGAUAUUAUAUCUAUGCUUCAGGAACAAGGGUCUGUUCUCAAGUCAGGGCUGAUGGAGAAAGACGCAAUGCUUCAGCAGAAAGCAGAGGAGUGUAGCGUUAUGCAGAAUGAAGUCGUGCAGCAGAAAGCCCUCACAUCACAGAUAAAGGGUGAGGUAGAGUCACUCAGGCAAGAGUGCUCAGAGGCAAAACAGCAGAUAGAGCAAAAAGAACAGACGUUGAAAGAAGGAAGAAAUGAGUGUGAAAACCUGAAAAACGAGCUGAAUAAACAAAACGAAUCGGUGAUAUUGCUCAGCAGCCAGCUUGGUGCCAUGAACGAGAACGCUGCACAGACUGAGGUUGAAGUUGCCAACCUAAAGACCGCCAUGCAGAAACUUACUGCAGAACUGACACAGAAGGAGGACCAGAGGAAAGCAGAAAUCAUUGAUUUCAAUGAUAACAUUGAAGCACUGAAGGAGGAGAACACAAGAUUAAAGUCCGAGUUUAAGAAAACCGUGACAGAUUUGUCCAAAGCACACGAAGAGGUCACCCAUCUGAAAGCAGCCGUCUGCGAUGCAGACAACAAACUCAAAACUGCAGCCUCAGAAAGGGAGAGGCUUAAUUUGAUCAUGCAAGGAAAAGAUGACUCCCUGAAACAGCAGGAGAAUUUGAUCCAGCAACUCAACAGUAGGAUUAAUGAGCAGGAGGGGCAGCUGAAACAGAAAGCGGAUGACAAUGUCAGUUUAAGUGCAAAAGUUUCAGAGCUUGAAGAUUCUGUUUGUAAACUACGAGGACAGGUUGACAGUCUUUCUUCAGAGUCACAUGUACUGAAAAAUACUUUGGAGAAAAAGGAACAGUCGAGUCUUGAAUAUCAAAGCCAUUUUUCAGGUGCUAUUGAGAAUCUUAAUUCAAAUCUACAUGCCAAAGAGGUGGAGUGUGAGAGCUUGAAAGAAAAGACUUCACACCUUGAAGAGUCAGUGGCAAAGCUCAAAAGCACCCUCCAAGAACGGAUAUCUGAGGUGGAAAAUCUGAAGAAGGCCUUAGAGGAAAAACAGGUAGCUCUUUUGGACCAAUCAACGUCUCUUCAGGAUGUUCAGCGAAGAGCAGAUGAGGCUUUGCUCUUUAAAACUCAGUUCAUGGAAAACACAGAGUUAGUGUCACAGCUACAGAAUCAAAUUCAGCUACUGUCCACUGAGUCCAAAAACUUCAAAAUGUCAGCAGAGGAAACACAAAGUGCCUUUAACAACCUACAAGAGAAAUAUGCAGCUAACUUAGAAAUGCUGCAAGAUGUGAGAACACAACUGUCCCAAAGGACUGACGAGGUGUCCAAACUUCAGAAGAUAUUGGAUGACACCGGUAACGAACAUCAGACGGCAAAUUACACUAUAGAAACACUGAGAAAUGAGUUAUCUGCGAUCCAUCACAAACUCGAGAAGACUGAAGACCUGAACUCAUGUCUUUUAAAGGAAAAGGACGAAGCUUUUGCUUCUCACCAAGCAAGUGUUUCGCAGCUGACUGUUGAAAUAGAAAGACUCAAAUCACAACAUCUUCAAGUUGUGGCACAAAUGAAUGCGCUGACAGAAAACCUCGAGCAGAGGGAAAUGGCUCUCCAUGCAAUUAACAGUCAGUACACUUCCCAGGCCAAACAGGCUUCCCAGCUGGUUUCAGAAAUGCAGAAACUAGAGCAACAAAAUAAGAGACUAAAUGAGGAGAUUACUUUGUCAAAGGAAGAGAGCCAGAAGCUCCUUACAGCUGCGAGUAAUGAAAACGCACAUUUGCAGGAGGAAGUUAGAAAACAUCUUGCAGAGAGGGAAGAGCUGGAAAGGCAACAUCAUCAAAUAUGGACAUCGCAGGGGGAGCUGCAGGUUCAAAUGGAGCAGCAGUCCAGCAGCAUGAACGCAAUAAUGGAGAACACGAUGUCCGAGAAGGAGAGCCUUCAAGCAAAGGAGGCGAGGCAGAAGAUGGAUGAACUACAGCAAACUGUAAAGAAGAUGCAAACUAACAGACUGUCACAUGAAAAAGAAAUCAGCAGCUUCCAGGAAGAAACAGCAAAUAUAGGAUUGAACACAGAGAGGAAGGACACACUGCCUGUUAAGGAAGCGGUUGUUUUGGCAGGUGAGAGUGGAAGGGACGAGGUGGUGAGUCGGUUGCAGGCAGAGAGGAUCCAGCUUCACGGAGACCUGCAGCGCUGCAUGUAUGAGAUCCAACAACGAGACCAGUACCUCCAGCAACUCAACCUGAAGCUGCAGCAGGGAGUGGAGGAGAAAGGUGCUGUUGUAGCUCAGAUGAGGGCCGUUUCCCAAACCCUGAGGGACACCCAGAAUCGCUGCCACUGGCUGGAAGCCCAAGUCCAAGGACAGUCCCAGGGGUCAGUGUAUGCUGAGGUUGCCCCUGGAGCCCCCCAGGAGAGGAGCAUCAACUCCACGUCUGCUGGAACCGCUGAAGCCAGUCAGCUCCAGGAAAGGCUGCUUGAGUUGGAGCAGAGUCUGACAGACGAGAGAGCGAGGAGGGAGACGGCUGAGGAGGCUCUGCGUCUUGCUGAGGACACAGCAAAGAGUGUUGAAUCCAGUCUGUCCAGAAACAGCCAGAGGGACUUCAGUAUCGAGAUGGAAGCAGAAGACGAGUGGGACACUCUCAGUCUCAACCCGAACCAGCCUCUGAUAGCACGAAAGGUGAAAGGCGGUGCGGUGGCGUGCCGACGCUGGCUCAGGGGGAGGAGCCUCUACUUCUCCAGGCUGUUGACGAGCCGCGCUCGCUCUCGGUAUUUCUUCCUGGUUUACCUGCUCAUAAUACACGCGCUGGUCCUCAUGUGCCUCACCGGCGCCCUGUAGCCAGCUCACACGGGGAACUGGUUUCACGGCCAACCUGAAAGCUGAAUCAACUGAAUAUCUCUGAGUUGGGGACAGAACAAGACAUCUGAGGACAUCUGGAGCUUUUUGGGGAACGCUGAUCAUCAUCUUUUAACCAUUUUUUGGACAUUUUAGAGACCGGACAACUAAUUGAUAAAUGGA